AUGACAAGAAACAUGCUUAAAAGCAGCUCAAAAGAAAACGGACGGUAUAGAGACCGAUUGCGUCCAGAGGUGAAGCAGCGGUACUUGAAAAAAAUAGAGUGCAUCGCAGAUGUGGACCCAUAUGGAAUACAGCAGUGGAGAAAAGACCCAGGCGACUUACCACCACUGUCCUUACCCGAUAUCUUCACGCAUCUUGUUAACCCUAACUCUAACCCUCACGUUCGGAUUUCAGAGUGCCCCAUGUGUAACACAGAUGAUUCCUCUUCUCUUGCAGGUGCACCAUUUGACCCCACAUUCUUAUUGAGCUGUACUGUGUCUAACGUGAUCUGCUGCCUGGUUUUUGGUCAACGGUUCAGCUAUGAAGACAAGCAGUUCUUACGCCUUCUUAACAUAUUUUUUCAAAUAGAAAAGGCUAACAGCAGCUCUGUGGGUCAGAUGUACAACCUCUUUCCGAAACUCAUGGACCAUCUUCCUGGCCCCCAUCAAAAAGUUUUUGCAGAGUAUGAAGAGGUGAGAAAGUUUAUCAAGAUGAAGAUCCAAGAACACAAAGACACAUUGGACCCCAGCUCCCCACGAGACUACAUAGACUCCUUCCUUAUUCGAAUCAACCAGGUUGGAAAACUUAAGCAUAAUUUAUCAAAGAAAGCUCAAAACUACAAAUACUCAUUCAUGCCAUUCUCUGCAGGGAAGCGAAACUGUGUUGGCGAGUCUCUGGCCCGUAUGGAGCUUUUUAUCUUUAUAGUAUCAUUGCUGCAGGAUUUCACUUUUUCCUGUGCUGGAGGCCCUGACAGUAUAAACCUCAUUCCUGAAAAAAGCAGUUUUGUUAAUGUGCCUUGCAGAUACCAUAUUAUGGCCACACCUCGUUAAAAGAGAUGAUUUGUUUAGACAGAGUUAUAGUCUGGUUGAAGGACUUGAACAAGGAUGUCUUCAUCAGCUUCUUGUGAAACAGUGAUUUUACAGUUAGUUUGCUAG
Molecule: messenger RNA, 972 nt
Organism: Neolamprologus brichardi
Lineage: Eukaryota; Metazoa; Chordata; Actinopteri; Cichliformes; Cichlidae
Source: RefSeq, a predicted model, not a curated record